AUGACGGAUGGAGGUGACACACCGCUCUCUGAUGGGGUCGAUUUCCACCAUCCAUACACUCCUUAUGAUGUUCAGCUUGACUUUAUGAAGACUGCGUAUGAUGUCUUGCAACGCGGCGACGGUCAGAUAGGCAUUCUGGAAAGUCCCACAGGCACGGGAAAGUCACUAUCUCUCAUUUGCUCGGCCUUGACGUGGUUGAGAAACUUCAAGAAAAGUCAGCUGGAGGUGUCUCUCGGAUCCGCCGCAGAGGAGCUCAAGGACGAGCCGGAUUGGAUCGUACAGCAGCUCUUACAACGAAAGCGAGAUGACCUCGUUAAGGAAUGGGAGGAGCGAGAAGAGCGCCUGCGCCGCAUCCGCGAGAAGGAGAAGCAGAUGGAGGCUCGGGUUGCCAAGAAGAGGCGGUUGGAAGAGUCCGGACACCGAGCCGGUCCAAAGACUGUCGACGAAGAGUCCGAAUUUCUCGUGGACGACUGGAAUGAUGACGAUACGAUCGACGACAAAGAUCCCUUGUCGCAACUGAGUCGCGAAACGAGAGCACUGCUGAAGGAGAUGGGAAUGGGCGUGCCCGGUAGGCGUGAUGAGGCCGAGGACGAACAGCUCGAAGACGAGAUCAAGAUAUUCUACACAUCGAGAACACAUUCACAGCUCACCCAAUUUGUCUCAGAGUUACGCCGCCCCUCAUUCCCAUCGUCAGUUCCAGCCGCACAGUCGACGACGAAGACGUCGCAUGAAGACCAGUCCGAAGGCGUGAAACACAUUCCGCUUUCGUCAAGGCAAAGGCUAUGCAUCAACCCCGGUGUCGCACGCCUCGGCUCGGUGGCUGCAAUCAACGAUCGAUGCGCGGAGCUCCAGAAGCCCAAGUCCGCGAACAAAUGUGCAUUCUUGCCCGGCGCUGAGAAGAUAAGCCAGACUCAUCAGUUUCGGGAUACUGCCCUUGCGACACUCCCUGAUAUCGAAGACUUGCAUCAGCUCGGCAAGACUCUGCACGUAUGUCCCUAUUACGCGUCGCGCACGGCCAUCCCUGGUGCGGAAGUGAUCACCCUUCCUUAUCCGCUUCUGCUACAACAAAGUGCCAGAGAUGCGCUGGGUAUCAAACUCGAGGGCAACGUCGUUGUCAUCGACGAGGCACACAACAUCAUGGAUGCCGUUGCCAAUGUGUAUGCUGCAGAGGUCCGCUUGAGUGAGCUGCGCAGAGCACGGCAGAUGCUCGGUGGCUACGUCAAGAGGUUUGGCAAGAAGCUCAAAGGCGAGAACAGAGUCAUGAUUGGACAGAUUGCGAAAGUCGUGGAUGGCCUGAGUGAGUGGCUGAAUAAUGCUACGCAAUCAAAGACCUCCCAAGGCAUCGCCGACCCAAACGAAUUACUCAAGCAUAAGGGCGCUGACCAGAUAAACCUGUAUCGCCUCGUCAGAUAUGUACAAGAAUCGAAACUUGCGUUCAAAGUAGAGAGCUACGCAUCCUACGCUGAGGAGCAAGAGAAGACCGAUCAGUCGAAGCCCGUAUCCUCAACACCGGUGCUCCACACGCUCGUGUCAUUUCUCAUCGCGCUCACCAACCUGAGCACCGAAGGUCGUAUAUUCUACGAGAAGCUGGCGCCUCCAUCAACAGACAUCAAGCUCUCGUACCUGCUUUUAUCCCCGACUCAUGCAUUCUCUUCAAUCGCGUCAAGCGCUAGGGCCGUCAUCCUUGCUGGCGGGACUAUGUCUCCCUUCGAGGACUACAAGGCACACCUAUUCCCUACCCUGGCACCCACCAAGAUUACCACACUCAGUUGCGGACACGUAAUACCACCCUCGAACCUCUGUGUCUGGACGCUCGCAUCACCGAAACCUGGCCGUGCUGCUGGCCCCGAAAGUUUUGAGUUUAGCUUCCAGAAGCGGAGCGACAUAGGCAUGGUACGACAACUGGGGCUAGCGCUGUUGAACAUAUGCGGCAUCGUACCCGACGGGGUCGUCAUGUUCUUUCCUAGUUACGGAUACCUGGAUGAGGUUGUUUCAAUAUGGCAGGGCAAGGAUACCCGGGACGACUCAAAGUCUGUGUGGGAUCGCCUGCAGGAGAAGAAAGCGAUGUUCCGAGAGAGUAAAGGUGGAUCCAGCGACGAGGUGCUCAACGAGUACAGCCAAGCCAUCCUGGGAGAGGCUGGCUCGGGGCCGAGCGGACCGAAAAGGAACGGGGCGCUCCUGUUGAGCGUGGUGGGCGGGAAGAUGAGCGAGGGCAUCAACUUCUCUGACCGCCUCGGCCGCUGUGUGGUCAUUGUGGGACUGCCCUACCCAAACAUCAACUCUGCCGAGUGGAAAGCGCGCAUCGAGUACAUCGAGUCCUCGACACUCGCACGUCUCACCACUCUAGUAGAUGCGGGCGAGCAGGAUGCUUCUGAGGAUGCCGCACCAAAGAUGUCGAGAGAGCAGGCUCUUGCAGCAUCGAAGCAAGCUGCAAGAGACUUUUACGAGAACGCAUGCAUGAGAGCCGUGAACCAGAGCAUUGGCAGGGCGAUCCGGCACAGGAAUGAUUACGCGUCCAUCGUCCUGGUUGACAGGCGCUUUGGUGGCUCUUCGGAUCCCCUGGCGUCUCGGCCAGGCCAAGCAGGACUGCGGGAAGUGGUGGGUGACUACUGUCACCCCUCCGGCUGUGACUGUGACCGCCACCACCACCAGUGGCACCACAACCAUAACAACGUCGUCGACAACUCUGACGUCGACGACGACCACGACAUCGACCUUCUCGAUCACCUCGACCGCCACCCAGAGCUUCACGGACGUCGAGACCAGCACCUCGACCUCCUUCACGACGGUGGUCACCGAGGCCGGCAGCUGGCAGAAGCGCGCGGCCGAGGGCGAGGCCGACGCCGAGGCCCUCCCGCCGUACGCGGGCGCCUGCAACCGCGCCAAGUACCGCAGCGCCUGCGCGUGCAUCGGCGUGCACCACAAGACGGUCACGGCGGCCACACCCACCGUCACGGCCACGGCGACGGCGACAUCAACCAGCACGAGCACCACGGUCACGACGUCGUCGACGACGACGACGUCGACGAGCCUGGAGACGACGACGACGACGUCGACGACGCAGACCACGACGACGACCACGACGUCGGUGACGUCGACGCAGACGGCCACACCUUCAAGGCCGGCGCGCAGUGCUGGUUCCUCGACGCCACCAACAUGAACACGCUCACGACGGCCAGGAACAGCGCGCAGUUCAUCGGCGCCGUCAACGAGCCCCAGGGCAACACGGACCCGGAGCAGGCGCACCUCGACGUCAACUCGGGCACGCUGCCGACCGACGACGUGGCCAUCACGUGCAACCCUUCGCCCGGGUCCAACCUGCUCAACUGCGUGGCCGGCCUCUACACGCAGACCGUCUCCGUGGACAACGUGCUCAACUUCCAGCCGCCGCCGCAGCAACUCGGGGGCGGCAACAAUUACCCCAUCCCCGUCACUCUUUCUGCCGUGUGCUGCGACCCAUGA
Molecule: messenger RNA, 3462 nt
Organism: Thyridium curvatum
Lineage: Eukaryota; Fungi; Ascomycota; Sordariomycetes; Thyridiales; Thyridiaceae
Exons: 8
Coding region: 1-3462 (1153 amino acids)
Biological process (GO): nucleobase-containing compound metabolic process; establishment of sister chromatid cohesion
Cellular component (GO): nucleus
Molecular function (GO): DNA binding; hydrolase activity, acting on acid anhydrides, in phosphorus-containing anhydrides; ATP binding
Source: RefSeq, a predicted model, not a curated record